AGAAACGAUAGCGCGGAUGCGGCCCGCGGCCGCUACGACGUCGCCUUUAUCAACUUUGAUUUGAGCGUAAACAAACAACAUUUUUGCUUUUUACGCGAUCCGCGUGUCUUUUAAUUUACUUUCUUUUUUAAAUCGUGUCCAAGCGAAGCCCUUCGCUCGUAGAUUUUUUUUAGUAGUAGUACUGUGGUCCCUCUCCAACGCUGCCGCAGUCUCGCGAGGCCGAAAAAUGUCGGGAACCGCCGCCACCGUGGACCCGCAGUUCAUCCUGCCCAACAGGGUGAGCGUGGUGCCGCUGGAGUGCCGCGCCGCCUUCGAGCUGCUGUCGGCGCGCGAGCGCCAGUACGCGCACUACCUGUCGCGUGCCGCCUGGUACGGCGGGCUGGUCGUGCUGCUGCAGACGUCGCCCGAGUCGCCGGCGCUCUACGCGCUGCUGCAGCGCCUCUUCCGUGCGCAGGGCCCCGCUGAGCUGGGCGAGCUGGCCACGCGCCUCGGGCUGUCCGCCGACGAGUACCAGAGUUUUCUGGUGUACGCCGCCGGUGUCUACGACAACAUGGGGAACUACAAGUCCUUCGGAGACACCAAAUUUGUGCCUGCAGUGACUAAGGACAAGCUGGAGAAGCUGGUGCUGGCCUCGGCAGCGUGUGAGAAGAACGCGGAGGAGAUGAAGGCGCUGUGGCAGGAGUGCAGCGGCCCCAUGUAUUCGCUGGCGCCGGGAGAGUGCCAGCUCGGCCUCGGCACCAAGGGGAUCUCGUCGUAUUUCUCUGGGAACUGCACGAUGGCGGACGCGGAGCUUGUGCAGAAGUUCCUUGAUGAAAAGGGCAUCAGCGCGUACAACACGCGGCUCUUCAAGACUGUGGCGAGCGAUGGCGGCGUGGAGUACGAGGUCCGCCAGGCGUCCAUCGUCAAGCAAGACAAGCCAGUGGAGGGAGAGAAGGAGAACAAGUGCGGUCAGUACGAGUUUGAAGGCACGGUGUUCAAGGUGACACGUGGAGACUACAGUCCCCUGUUGACGAAGGUCGUGGAGAACCUGCAGAAGGCCAAGGAGUGUGCAGCCAACGAGCACGAGGUGGGCAUGCUGGCGGGUUACAUCGACAGCUUCACCUACGGCUCCAUUGACGCGCACAAGCGCGGCUCCAGCCACUGGAUCAAGGACAAGGGCCCCAUCGUGGAGAGUUACAUCGGAUUCAUUGAAAGCUACAGGGACCCUUUCGGUUCUCGCGGUGAAUUUGAAGGCUUUGUGGCAAUGGUGAACAAGGACAUGAGCGCCAAGUACUCCCGGCUGGUCGCCUCGGCCGAGGAGCUGCUGCCCCAGCUGCCGUGGCCGGCGUCGUUCGAGAAAGAUCGCUUCCUCAAGCCGGACUUCACCUCGCUGGAGGUGCUCACCUUUGCGGGCAGCGGCAUUCCCGCCGGCAUCAACAUCCCCAACUACGACGACAUCCGACAGUCCGAGGGCUUCAAGAACGUGUCGCUGGGGAACGUGCUGAGCGCCUCGUACCAGGAGGAGCGCGAGAAGCUCACCUUCAUGACGGAGUCCGACAAAGACCUGUACGUGCAGUGGAAGGGCCCGUCGUUCGAGGUGCAGGUGGGGCUGCACGAGCUCCUGGGCCACGGCAGUGGAAAGCUCCUCGCCAAGGAUGAAAAAGGGGUUUUGAACUUCGACGUGGACAAGGUGGUCAACCCGAUAACGGGAGAAAAGAUCAAGAGCUGGUACAAGUCUAAGGAGACGUGGGACGGCAAGUUCUCGUCCAUCGCGUCCACGUACGAGGAGUGCCGAGCCGAGAGCGUGGGGCUCUAUCUGAGCCUCGACCUCGGCGUGCUGCGGAUAUUUGGGCACGAGGGCAACGCGGCGCAGGACGUGACCUACGUCAACUGGCUGUCCAUGGUGCGCGCCGGCGUGCUGGCGCUGGAGUUCUACACGCCUGAGACGGACACCUGGAGACAGGCUCACAUGCAGGCGCGGUUCGUGAUCCUGCGGGUGCUGCUGCAGGCGGGCGGCGGCCUCGUGAGCGUGGAGCACACGGUGGGCGCGGACGGGCGCCCCGAUGCGCGCAUCUCGCUCGACCGCGCCAAGAUCCCCACCGUGGGCCGUGCCGCCAUACAAGACUUCCUGCUCAAGCUGCAGGUGUACAAGUCGACGGCGGACGUGGACGCCGGGAGGGCCCUGUACGCGGCGCUGUCGGCCGUGAAUGAUGACACGGAGCAGCGAUUCCUCGCGCUGCGCGACACCGUGAUGCUGCGCAAGGAGCCGCGCAAGAUGUUCGUGCAGGUGAACACGGCGCUGAAAGACGAGGAGGUGGUCGUCACUGAGUACGAGGGCAGUGCUGCGGGCCUCGUUCACUCCUUCACCGAGCGCUUUGCCAAGGAUGGGGAGCAGCUGGAGGCCGUCCUGCUGGAGCUGUCUCGCCAGGAUCAGCACCACUGGAAGCAGCAGUAGCGCAGCCGAGUGGCGGUGGCAGCGCAGCGACGUCCGAAAAACGUCGCGGGCACGAAGAUGCAGGGAGGCUCUGCGUGGGUGAACUGGGAAGUCCGCAAGGCGGUGUUGGUUGUUUGGGUUGUGGUGUUGUGUCUGGCUCGCAGGGUGGACAGAGCUGAGCCCCAAUGGCUCUGCCCACAGGUUGGUGUCCCCAAGGGUGACGUUCUCGCAGCCCUUUUGUUUGCAAAUCAAUGUGAGGAGGUGCAAUCCCGCCAGCCCGACUGAACAAUGUUGUACCCAGGCUGCUUGGCCCACCCUGUCCCAUGCAAUUUGAGGCAUGGUUAAUGGUUGGGCACUGUCAUUGCACUCCAGUGACGCCCGCAUUGACAUAGUAAAAUUCGAUUUUUAAAAAGGGCCUUUUUUAAUGUAAACUUAAGCUGAAUGUGAGGGAUUGCCCGAGGCACGCAGCCAAGGUACACACCUACAAGAGAUGUUUGUUUUGGGAUUGCGUCUCCUCCUAACCCCUCACCACAUGAUCACAACCAUAACUUGAUUAAGUAUGUAAUACUGUACUUUGAUAAUGUUUCCAAAAUUCUCCAGUGAAUGCAAAGUGCUUUAUGUAAAAAAUAAACGACUCUGCAGGGUACCAGA
Messenger RNA from Petromyzon marinus (sea lamprey), 3064 nucleotides. Lineage: Eukaryota; Metazoa; Chordata; Hyperoartia; Petromyzontiformes; Petromyzontidae. The record is from RefSeq and is a predicted model, not a curated record.